Molecule: messenger RNA, 1228 nt
Organism: Musa acuminata subsp. malaccensis (wild Malaysian banana)
Lineage: Eukaryota; Viridiplantae; Streptophyta; Magnoliopsida; Zingiberales; Musaceae
Product: peroxidase P7
Biological process (GO): response to oxidative stress; hydrogen peroxide catabolic process
Molecular function (GO): peroxidase activity; heme binding
Source: RefSeq, a predicted model, not a curated record
AUAUAUGAAUACUAAAGGCCAUAUAUCCUUGCGUUUCCACAGUGUGAAUUCAUACAUAUAGCUUCUUCCAGUUCCAUCUUAAUUUCUCCUAGCAUGGCUUCCGUUACUAAUGGAUUCCUGGCAGCCACCAUCCUUUCUCUGCUGGCCUCCGCCGCUUAUGCGCAGCUGUCGCCCGCGUUCUACGCCAGGACGUGCCCCAACCUGCAGACCAUCGUGGGAUCAGCCAUGGCGCAGGUGGUGAGGCAGGAACCAAGGAUGGGCGCCUCCAUCAUUCGCCUCUUCUUCCACGACUGCUUUGUGAACGGCUGCGAUGCAUCCGUCCUCCUCGACGACACGCCGACCAUGAUCGGCGAGAAGAACGCGGCGGGAAAUGCCAACUCCCUCCGCGGCUACCAAGUCAUCGACGCCAUCAAAUCCCGCGUGGAGGCGGCAUGCCGGUCGACGGUCUCCUGCGCCGACAUCCUCGCGCUCGCUUCGCGUGACGCCGUGACCCUGCUCGGAGGGCCAUCGUGGACGGUGCUGUUGGGCCGUCGGGACGCGAGGACCGCGAGCAUGGCCGCAGCGAACGCCAAUCUCCCGCCCGCCACCGAUGGCAUCAACAACCUCAUCUCCAGGUUCUCUGCCAAGGGCCUCGACCUGCGUGACCUGACCGCGCUCUCCGGCGCGCACACCGUCGGCGCAGCAAGAUGCAUAAACUUCCGGCCGCACAUCUACGGCGACUCCAACGUCGAUCCGGGAUUCGCUAUGUUCAGGAAGCGGAUCUGCCCGGCUGCUGCUGGCGUUGGCGACUCCAACUUGACCCCGCUCGACUCUACGAGCCCAAACCGCUUCGACGUCAGCUACUACCGGGACUUGAUGGCCCGAAGGGGGCUGCUUCACUCCGACCAGGAGCUCUUCAACAACGGGCCGGCGGACGGACUGGUGCGGUUGUACAGCUCCAAUGGUCGGGCCUUCAACACCGAUUUCGCGGCGGCCAUGGUGAAGAUGGGCAACAUCAGCCCCUUGUUGGGGUCCGCUGGGGAGAUCAGGCUAAACUGCCGUCAGGCCAAUUGAUGAUGAUGAUGAUUGCUAUAUACAUUAUAUAUAUAUAUAUAUGAUUGAGUACCACAACAUAUAAAAUGUAUGUGGAUGGGAAGACUAAGGGCGUUGAUAUUGUUCUCCAUGUCUUAUAUAAGGAGUGAAUCAAGAAUAUUUAUUAAGGUGAGGGUGCCUCCCUAUUCUAUCAAAA